CACGCAGCCGGCCCGCGCUGCCGCUGGGGAGCCGCCUGAGCCCGGGUUUCGCGGGGCUUCGGGGCCUCGGGCACCCCGGCGGGGUCCCUGCCGCCGCCUCCGGGAAGGACGGGAGCCUCGCGUGGCGGACCCUGCAGCGGUCACCGUGCUGAGACGCAGCUCGGUGCGUUCUUGGGCACCCGGGCGCCCUGCCCGGUGCACGGUGGCUGGCGCACCGCGGCGAGCCGGGUGCCAGACUGUCUAGAGGGGUGUGUGUGUGUGUGUGUGUGUGUGGUGUGCGCGCGCGUGUUCGCGCGGAGAUCCCGAGCUAACGCCGAACCAGGCGGAUCGGAGCAGCCAUGCUUCCCGGGGUAGGCGUGUUCGGCACUAGCCUCACGGCCCGUGUCAUCAUCCCGCUGCUGAAAGACGAGGGCUUCGCGGUGAAGGCGCUGUGGGGCCGCACGCAGGAGGAAGCGGAGGAGCUGGCCAAGGAGAUGAGCGUCCCCUUCUACACCAGCCGCAUUGACGAAGUGCUGCUGCAUCAAGACGUGGACUUGGUGUGCAUCAACCUUCCGCCGCCCCUCACCAGGCAGAUCGCCGUCAAGACUCUGGGCAUCGGCAAGAACGUCAUCUGCGACCGCGCGGCCACGCCGCUGGACGCCUUCCGCAUGAUGUCGGCCGCCCACUACUACCCGAAGCUCAUGAGCGUCAUGGGCAACGUGCUGCGCUUCCUGCCGGCCUUCGUGCGCAUGAAGCAGCUCAUCGAGGAGGGCUACGUGGGCGAGCUGCUGGUGUGCGAGGUGCAGGUGCAUGGCGGCAGCCUGCUGGGCAAGAAGUACAACUGGAGCUGCGACGACCUGAUGGGCGGCGGCGGGCUGCACUCGGUGGGCACCUACAUCAUCGACCUGCUGACCUUCCUCACCGGCCAGAAGGCCGUCAAGGUCCACGGGCUGCUCAAGACCUUCGUGAAGCAGACCGACCACAUCAAGGGCAUCCGCCAGAUCACCAGCGACGACUUCUGCACCUUCCAGAUGGUGCUGGAGGGCGGCGUGUGCUGCACUGUCACCCUCAACUUCAACGUGCCCGGCGAGUUCAAGCAGGACGUGACCGUGGUGGGCUCGGCCGGGCGCCUCCUGGCCGUGGGCACGGACCUGUACGGCCAGCGCAACAGCGCCCCGGAGCAGGAGCUGCUGGUGCAGGACGCCACGCCGGUCAGCAACUCCCUGCUGCCCGAGAAGGCCUUCAGCGACAUCCCGUCGCCCUACCUGCGUGGCACCAUCAAGAUGAUGCAGGCCGUGCGCCAGGCCUUCCAGGACCAGGACGAUCGGCGCACGUGGGACGGCCGGCCGCUCACCAUGGCCGCCACCUUCGACGACUGCCUGUACGCGCUGUGCGUGGUGGACACCAUCAAGCGGUCCAGCCAGACGGGCGAGUGGCACAACGUCGCGGUGAUGACCGAGGAGCCCGAGCUGAGCCCCGCCUACCUGAUCAGCGAGGCCAUGCGGCGCAGCAGGGUGUCCCUCUACUGCUAGCCCGGACUGGGGGGACCGGGACGGGGCCCACCCGGACUGGGGACCCGGCGUGACCCAGGCCUCCAGCCAGAGGGUGGGGGUGGGGGGAAGGGAGAGGUGGUCUCGAGGAGUCUGGGGGCCGGGACGUGGACAGGGGCAGUGUGUGGGAAUGGGGGCCGGGAGGCCGAGCCCCUACCCGGAUGAGGGGCCCCAAUCGAGACUGUGUUGGGGGGCUGCCUCCCGCUGCGCUUCAACUGUGAGCAGCCGGGAGGGCUGGCUGGCCUCUGCACCCCAUUCGUCGCGG
Dama dama (fallow deer) is the source of this 1794-nucleotide messenger RNA. It is a transcript of the gene GFOD1, whose product is annotated as Gfo/Idh/MocA-like oxidoreductase domain containing 1. Lineage: Eukaryota; Metazoa; Chordata; Mammalia; Artiodactyla; Cervidae. Gene Ontology annotation, molecular function: nucleotide binding. The transcript is spliced from 2 exons. The coding region runs from base 339 to 1511 and encodes 390 amino acids. The record is from RefSeq and is a predicted model, not a curated record.